Lactuca virosa is the source of this 2362-nucleotide messenger RNA. NCBI's taxonomy places the organism in Eukaryota, Viridiplantae, Streptophyta, Magnoliopsida, Asterales, Asteraceae. The record is from the annotation of a GenBank genome assembly.
AUGGGUUGUGUUUGUGGCAAGCCUUCCGCCAUUGACGACAGCAGAGAGAGUCCGAGGGACAGAUAUGGCGAUAAAACUCAGUCUGAAUUACGUGUCCCUAGGGUUGCAUCAUCAAGAAGAGAAGUCUACAGGGUCAAAUCACAAUCAGAUAAUAACGAUGGUGGACCAAUGAUUAUCGAUAAACAUGUCAAUGGCUCAAUCAGAUUACCAGGAGAGAAUCUUGAGAGAAAAAGAGAGAAAACAGAGUCCAUCGUUUCAACACACCUUCCUGUUCUAACCAGUGUCCCUAGAGCCACCGAAGGUGAGCAGGUGGCCGCCGGUUGGCCACCAUGGCUGGCGGCAGUUGCAGGUGAAGCUAUCAAAGGAUGGGUACCCAGAAAAGCAGAUUCUUUUGAGAAAUUAGAUAAGAUUGGACAAGGUACAUAUAGUAAUGUUUAUCGAGCACGUGAUCUUGAUCAUGGAAAGAUUGUUGCACUAAAGAAAGUAAGAUUUGACAAUUUGGAGCCUGAAAGUGUCCGAUUUAUGGCUAGAGAAAUUCACAUUUUACGCAAACUUAAUCAUCCAAAUGUUAUAAAAUUAGAAGGUCUUGUAACCUCACGAAUGUCAUGCAGUUUGUAUCUUGUUUUUGAGUACAUGGAACAUGAUCUAGCUGGACUUGCUUCUCACCCUAAUCAUAAGUUCACAGAAUCACAAGUUAAAUGCUACAUAAGGCAGCUUUUGAAAGGUCUUGAUCAUUGUCAUAGUCAUGGGAUUCUCCAUCGUGACAUAAAAGGUUCAAACCUUUUGGUUGAUAAUAAUGGGGUUUUAAAGAUUGCUGAUUUUGGACUGGCGAGUUUUUUUGACCCUGGUCAAAGUCAACCGUUGACUAGUCGGGUUGUGACUUUGUGGUAUAGACCACCUGAGCUUUUACUUGGUGCUACUUAUUAUGGGACAGCUGUUGAUUUAUGGAGUACUGGUUGUAUAGUUGCUGAAUUGUAUGCUGGAAAGCCGAUAAUGCCUGGAAGAACAGAGGUGGAACAACUCCACAAAAUCUUCAAACUUUGUGGCUCUCCAUCUGAGGAUUAUUGGAGAAAAUCAAAAUUGCCUCAUGCCACCAUUUUCAAACCUCAACAACCUUACAAACGAUGUGUUGCAGAAACAUUCAAGGAAUUUCCAGCACCUGCAUUAGCACUCAUGGAGACUCUCCUCUCCAUAGAUCCUGCUGACAGAGGAUCCGCAUCUUCAGCCUUGAACAGUGAGUUCUUCACUACAAAACCACUCCCUUGUGAUCCUUCAAGCUUACCAAAAUACCCUCCAAGUAAAGAGUUUGAUGCUAAAAUACGCGAUGAAGAGGCUAGAAGACAAGCUGCAGCUGGAGGCAAGUCUCACCGACCCGAUCCCGAAAGGCGAGCCACACGGGAGUCUAGAGCCAUGCCAGCUCCUGAAGCUAAUGCUGAACUUGCAUCUUCCUUGCAGAAAAGACAAGGGCAGUCUUAUUCCCGUAGCGAAAAGUUCAACCCUCAACAGGAGGAAUCGGCAUCAGGCUUUCCGAUUGAUCCACCGAGACCUUCUCAAAAUAUGGAGGAAGAACAAGCCAACAAUCUGCACAAAAGAGCUUCACAUUCUGGGCCAUUGGUUCAAAGGGCAGCAUGGUCAAAAGUUGGAAAAAAAGUUGAAUCAAACGGUGGAGAUUUAUCAGGAAUUUCGGGUCUAGUGGCUGCUAGGAAGAGUAUGUUGUCUGAAGAUCGUAGGGACAAAUCGGGAACUUCACAACAACAUCAUCCAAGAUUGAUUAGCCGAUUUCCUGGAUCACUUAAAGAAGCUUCUUCAAAUGCUGCAAGCCACCCUAAUGAUGAUGAUGGAAGAUCAAGCAAUAAAGAUCCGGUUUCUCUUGGAUACGGGUCGAAAGGAAGCAAGAUUCACUACUCGGGUCCAUUACUAGCUCCAUCUGGGAAAGUUGACCAAAUGCUAAAAGACCAUGACCGACAAAUCCAAGAAGCUGUAAGAAGAGCACGUGAUAAAACCAAAGUGAGAAAAGUUCAAGGAGAGAACACAUUCUUUUCUGGUCGAUAAGCUCAAAAGAUUCAUAAACACGGAUCAUCAAGAAUGAAUUUGUAGGCAAUAUAAAUUCAUAUGUAUAAUGAGCUAAAUGUUUAAAAGUUUUCACCCCUUGUCUUGUGUAUAGUGGCAUUCGAACGAAUUGUGGGGGUUCAUACUUGAUUUUUUUUUCUUGUCUUUCUUUUGGUAGGGAAGAGGAAAGGGUGUGUUCUUGCAAAUCCAAGUUCAAAGAAUGUCCAAUCUGUAUCAUUAAGCAAUUGUGGUUUCUAAGACUAAUCUGAGUUUGAAAUUGAGCCAUUUUGUUUGUUUUUUGUUUUAUAUGGGU